AAUGUUGUAGAAUCUAGCGGUCGUGAUUUCUUUCAAAUUAAAGUGCAGCCUGUAAAGUGCUGCGCUCUUAAAUUUAAAAUAUACUAAGUAUUUUGAAUGCGCGAAAGGUUAACCAUGAAGAAUUUCAUCUGUAAAUCCUUGCUUUGUAUUUUAAUAUGUCUCAGUUCAACUCUUGCAUCAGAUAGUAAAAUUAUUACAAAUGAAGAAGAACCUGGAAGAGGAGUUAUAUUAACACCAGGGCAAGAAUUAGUAUUGCAGUGUAAUAACACUGAUGAUCUCUCAGCUAAAAUACAGUGGGAAAAGAAUGGUAUGGCAGUAAAUACAACUGAUCCACGAAUACGAUUAGAAGCUAAUACACUGUCAAUUGAGAAAAGUAUUGAAAGUGAUUGUGGUAAUUACACAUGCAUAUCUGGUGAUGCCCAUGCAACUAUUGUAGUUAGAAGUAUUGUGAAACUGGGACCUUUUGAUAGUUCACGUAAUGUAGUUCAAGGUCAGCCCAUUGUUUUAGUCUGUAAUGUCACUCAAGGCAUACCUCUACCUACUUUACAAUGGCUUAAAGGUAAUAACUUGCUUAAUCUGUCUGAUAGCAGAAUCGAAAUAAAAUCAGAUGCUCGAGGAAUUGAAGGCACUGAACUUAUAAUAGCAGAUGCCCAGUUUGAUGACAGAGCAAAUUAUACUUGUAUUGCCUCAAACGAAAUUAGUACUGCAAAUGCUUCAAUUUUGGUUAGAGUUAAAGAUAAAUAUGCUGCUUUGUGGCCUUUCCUGGGAAUCUGUGCUGAAGUUGGUGUACUUUGUACAAUCAUUUUUAUUUAUGAAAAGAGAAGGCAGAAGCCUGAUUUUGAUGAAUCUGAAACUGAACAUAAUACUGAAAACAGAAAUAUUCCAGAUCAAGAUGAAAAAUCUCGUGAUGUGAGGCACCGUAAAUAAUUUCAUAAGCUACACCAUUCUUACAUUACCUUUGUUUUUAUAUUUAUAUCUGUAUACACAUAUUAACAUUUACAUAUGUAUGUAGAAAAGAUCUUAUUUUUUGUACAUUUUCUUAGUUCAUUCAAUAAAAUGCCUUUCUGCUAAAUUGAUAGUCAAUUUAUUAAAAUAUAUGUAAAAAAGAUACUUUUUAAUUUUCUUGCUUUAAGUAAAAUAUUAGUUGUAUUCUUGUACUUUCUGAUUACGUAACAUCUUUUAUAAUAUAUUUCUUGCAACCUAAGUUAAUGCACUUAUAAGAAUAAUUCAGAAUUGUUGAUUAUAUUACAACAGUUGACAUUCUGCAUCGAAUUUCCUUAUUUAAGUUCUGUUUCAGUUGUGUUUGUGACAAAUUAUUUUAAAGUACAUAAUUUUUUACAUUUAAAUGCUACUGAUAAGACCCAACAUUUAAAGUUUGGAUAUGAUGUUUUGCUUUGGUUUGACAGUUAUAAUAUUGAAAUAUGUUGUCUCCUGUCUUCAGGAUCACCUAUGAGAUAUUUUUCAUUAGUGUCACAUUUUUUUGUGUUUAUAAAGUGUAGUGCAUUGCACAGAAAUCUGAAAUUAUCUGAAAAUCCAGUUAAAAAAUUGUUAGUUUAUUACCUACUCAAAAGAUAUAGUAUUUUAAUCAAAUUGUGCAGUUGCAGUUGACAAUUAUAAACAUGUGUUCAUUGAUUUUCAUAGUAAAAUAUAUUCAAUAAAAAUGGUGCAGCUAACUCUUUCAGUUCCUGUCAUAGAUCUGGAAGUAAAAGUAUUUAUUCUUAUUUGGAGAGUAUCUAAUUUUGUGUAAUAUUUUUUGGGGAAGAAGACAACAAAAUAUAGUUUUUGAUUUUACAGUUUGGAAUGUGCGAUGUGAUAUGUUAAUUUUUUGGCUAUUUUUAGUUUAUGAAAUAUUAACUAUAUCUUUUCUGGGAAAGGAGAAUAACAUAAGAUUUAAUAAUUUUUAAAAUUAAGUAUUAAAAAAAUGCAAAGUUUAUUUUAAUUUUUUUAUCCUGAUUGUGAAUUUCCAAUCCAAAUGCAAAUAUAGUGUAGUCUUUCAUUAGUAGAAUUGCAUAAUAUAUUCAAAUUUAUUGCUUUUGUAUAAAACUGUGUAUUACGUUUAAAUUAAUGAUAAAAUGUUUGUCUGUAUAUAUUUGAAAUUAAAACUGAUUUAUUUGAGCAGAAAUUUUCUACAGGUAUAUGGCUUUGUUAAUGUUUAAAGUUAUUUUAAUGUAGUUCUGUAAUUUUCUAAAGGGGAGAGGGCAUUAAGUGUAGCCUUAUAGUUAUUAUUUCAAGUUGACUUUUUAAAAAUGAAUUGGAAAUAAAGAUACCAUGUUUAAGGUAUACAAUAUGACUUUGUAUUUCCAAAUGUAUUAUUUUAUAUCUUUGAAUUAGAAAUAUGCUUGUAUACAGUAGGAGUACAUUUCUUCCUAUCUGCAUAUAAUUACUGUACAUGAGUCAUGUACAGUAAUUAUAAUAUAAAUGUAUCUGCAUAUGUGUUUAAUUUUUAAGUUUAUCUGACAUAUGUUGCUUAGUUUAUAGUAAUCAAAUUAUUCACAGACUGUCAUAAAUUUCUUUGAAUUACUGGCAGCUUUAAAUUUUAUAAAGAUCUCUUAUUUGGUUAUGUGUAUUAUGUGAUGCUGUUUGAUUAUUAUUAAUGUCAUUUUUGUAUAAGUUAUUCCUUUUUUAUAACAGUCAAAGUUUUUGUAAUGAGAAAAAAGGUUGGAAAUAAUGAAAAAUCAGCGUGUCUAUUUCAAAAGUAAUGAAUAAAAUGCACUUGUAAGAAUAAUUGAGAAUUGACGAUUAGUAGAUAUGUUUAAAUGAACUAUGCUGUAGUAUGAUGAACUGACAAGAAUAUAUGGAAGAUCUUCUAGUUAAUGUACCCAUGUAUUGAAGUGGACUAAAUAUUAAUUCUUUAGAGCCUAAAUAUAAAUGCUGCAUGUCGGAUUUUUUGGGGGGUGUAUGCAACGGUAAUAUUUAAUAUAUUUGCUCAUCAACCUUUUGUUUUUUAACUUCUAUAUUUCUCUUCUAUAUAUCUAUAAAAUUAAAAAUUCAAACACAGAAAUUUAGUCCUCUUGGUGUGUGAAAUCUUCAUACUUCAUGUUGAACCACUUGAUGUCACAUAAGAUUUUCGCACCCUUAUGAAAAUUAGUUUCUAAAUUGUUAAACGCAACUUGCAUAAAGGUUCAUAGUACCUUUAUGGUGGGAUACAAGUGGAAUGUAGUUUGCUGCUUUGAUUAGGAAAGAAAAAAAAAUCUUUGCAUAUCAGUGUCCUGACAAAGGUUCAUAUGCACUCUUACGAAAGGUGGAGUUUUUUGUAGAAAUUGAUUUGUGCAAGGGUCUGCACAGGGCCUUUUUGUCCCAGAGCAUCCUUUUAAAAGCUUAUAUUUAAAAUUGUGUCCAAUUAAUAUAAUAAGGAUAUUUCAUUAUGAAGGCAUGGUGAUGGUUCAUCAUUAUGCCAAUAUAAUGAUGGUACAUAAUUUUUAAGAAUAUAUGAAAGGUGUGUCUUUCAUAUAUUCUUCAAAUAUUUGAGGCUGUUGUUUUUGUUCCAUGGAAAAACUGAAAUUGCAGCAUGAUCUAGACUAGUGAAACAAUCCUUUUAUGAUGUCUCUUUGUGUGUGCAAGAACAAGCUCUUGUUGAGUGCAUAGGGGCAAUGUAGUUUAAUUGUUCGAUUUGUAAAAGUUUUUAAGUAUAUUUUUCCAUAGUUUAGGAUGUUGAAGAAAUUGACUGCAAUUCAUGCAUAUUAGUGUAUUGUACAGUUAGUUACCUUUACAUCUUGCUUCAUUCUUUUAUUAUUGUUAUUAUUAAUGUUUGCAUAUGAAAUAGUUUAUACUUCAUGAGUUCGUGUUUUCUUGUGAGUUAUAAUCUGUGAUUUAAUAUGUCAUAUGUUUAAAUGUAAAAAAGGGGGGCUAUGUAGAUAAUUUAUAUUUUUUGCCUUUGACUGCAUUAUAUUGUAUAUUUAUCUGCUUUGUGGUAACAAAUUUCUGGUGCUGUUGAACUUGACAGAAUUAAAAUAUAAGAAAUAAGUAUAUUGUUGUCCAAAAUAUGAUGGUUUGUUAGCAUGUUUGAAAUAUUGGUUGCCAUAUAAUUAACUUAUACUUGAAAUAACUAUGCAAGUGUGUCAAAUUUUUCUGUGCAUCUUAUACACACAUAUAUAUAUAUAUAUCAGUUCAAUUUGUAAAUAUAGCAGUAACUUAAUUUGACUUAGUUAUUAGUUAUAGGAUUAAAAAUUUGCUUAAUGUUGAAGAAUUGCCAAUUUCUUGCCAAAACUAAAGUAAAACCAUCUUUGAUUUCUUUUUUAUAUCUUUUUACUUUAUUAGUAUUGAUAUAAAUUUUAUUAGCAAAGAUUGACUUCAGGUAGCUUUAAUAACAUGGGAAUUAGAUAUUGACUGUGGAGAAUUCAACUUAAUCAUAUUUAAUUUCAUUUUACUAGGAAGCAUGCUCGAAAAGAUACUUAAAAGGGCUUAAUGUAAAGAAUAUUUACAUAUUAUAUAAAUAUGUAUUAUAUAUUGUUUCAAUAAAUAGAAAGUUCUAUUAUACAA
Molecule: messenger RNA, 4479 nt
Organism: Stegodyphus dumicola
Lineage: Eukaryota; Metazoa; Arthropoda; Arachnida; Araneae; Eresidae
Product: neuroplastin-like
Biological process (GO): dendrite self-avoidance; homophilic cell-cell adhesion; axon guidance
Cellular component (GO): plasma membrane; axon
Molecular function (GO): cell-cell adhesion mediator activity
Source: RefSeq, a predicted model, not a curated record